UCGCACCACCCGGGAAAUGCCGAUACAUAGAGAUUCGAAGAAAAUGGGAAACCGCAACAUCAGGACCAAAGAAAACAAAAGAGCCUCGAGACACCGAUACACAGCGUCCGAACUGAAUCUCCAACACCACCUCGAACCCACGACGAAGGGAUUCGAAACCCCGCGCGAACCGGACCAGCACCCGCCUCCUUACGAUGCCAUGUACCCCAACAUGGUCCGCAGUAGUCCUGACGGCAGCGAAGACGUGCCAGAGGAGAGAGCGAGUCGAGGAGGAGAGCAAGAGGAAGCGAAAUCCGAGGGAAGGAACUUGGGCAGUCAGCUGAAGGAAAAGAUGAACGGGUUGGGCUUGCCUGAGGCGAAGCAGAUGUUCGAGCGGGCGGCGGACCUGACGCAGGGCGCCCGGGAAGCCUUCAGGGACUUCUGCAACAGGACCUCAGCUCAUGGUUUCAGUCACGUGAUGGAGGACAACCUGCCUCUCCUCCUUCGCGUCUUCUGGCUCCUCGUCACCAUCACGGGCCUGGUCCUCCUCAUUUCCUCGACGAGUGAGGUCACCCACAGCGCCUUCGUCACCCGCCGCCCAACCACGGAGGUCGUGUACAAGGACAUGCGGAGCGAGGGAGUGCGGGUUCCCUACAUCACAGUCUGCAGUCUGUCCGGCUUCUGGAAGUCCAAGUUGAAAGAGCACAACGUGAGCAAUUCCCUGGCCUCCUACAUCCUGCUGGCGGUUCGGGGACGGAGGCCAUCAGCUCGCAGCUUGAGACGGACCCCAAGACCAAGAUCCUCCUCAAGGCCGAGCUCAAGGACUACCUGAGGACGCGGAAUGUCACCCUCGAGGAGCUCGUCAUCAUGCUCUCGCCGACCUGUAAGGAUGUCAUUAUGGAUGUUACAGCCCGACCAGUGAUCCUACAG
Penaeus vannamei (Pacific white shrimp) is the source of this 909-nucleotide messenger RNA. The record is from RefSeq and is a predicted model, not a curated record. Lineage: Eukaryota; Metazoa; Arthropoda; Malacostraca; Decapoda; Penaeidae.